This is a messenger RNA of Brettanomyces nanus, 711 nucleotides long. RefSeq lists its product as uncharacterized. Gene Ontology annotation, molecular function: NADH dehydrogenase activity. Bases 1 to 711 code for a protein of 236 amino acids. The record is from RefSeq and is a predicted model, not a curated record. NCBI's taxonomy places the organism in Eukaryota, Fungi, Ascomycota, Pichiomycetes, Pichiales, Pichiaceae. The transcript has a single exon.
AUGACAUUGAAGCGGAUGCUCGUUGGAAGAGCAUCCUUGAAACCUCUCGUUUCUUGCAGAUACGGCCAUAUCAUAUCUGUUCACAGAGAGACUAAGGGGAAUAACGCCAAUAUUGCGUUCGAGUUUGAUAAAGAAAACUUGGAAAGAGCCAAGAGUAUUCUAGCCAAGUAUCCUCCUCAAUACAAAAAGGCAGCUGUUAUGCCAUUGUUAGAUUUGGGACAGAGACAACUGGGUUACACUUCUAUUUCUGUUAUGAACUAUGUAGCCAAGUUCUUGGACAUUCCUCCAAUGAGAGUCUACGAGGUUGCUUCCUUUUACACAAUGUAUCACAGAAAGCCUGUCGGUAAGUAUCACGUUCAAGUGUGUACCACCACUCCUUGUCAGCUCUGCAAUUCUGAUAGCGUGAUGCAGACUAUUGUUGAUCACCUUGGUAUCAAGCCUGGUCAAACUACUCCUGAUGGACUAUUCAGUUUGGAAGAAGUCGAAUGUUUGGGCGCUUGUGUCAAUGCUCCAAUGAUGCAAAUUAACGAUGAUUAUUUUGAAGAUUUGGAUUCCGGCGAGAAAGUCGUCAAGAUUUUAGACGACCUGAAGGCCGGCAAGCAUCCGAAGGUUGGUACUACCAAGAGAGGCACAUGUGAACCAUUCUCUGGUCCAAGAGUGUUGAAGAGCCAGCCAUUAGAUGUCAAGACUGUCACUAGGGAUGAUUUGUAA